Molecule: messenger RNA, 1104 nt
Organism: Bactrocera dorsalis (oriental fruit fly)
Lineage: Eukaryota; Metazoa; Arthropoda; Insecta; Diptera; Tephritidae
Exons: 3
Coding region: 48-800 (250 amino acids)
Source: RefSeq, a predicted model, not a curated record
GCUGCUGCUUACUGCAUCAGUUGAAUGCCGGCUUUACAACAGUAAACAUGCUUACUACGAGUGAUUCAGUAAAAUUUCUUUUCUUUGUUGUUUUGUGCUUGGCGAUUUGUGAUAACACCUUGGGAGCGCAAAGGAAAUGCGCCGAAUACAAUGAAUAUUGUCAAGAGCAUUGGGAAUGCUGUUCGAAUACUUGUUUAACCUAUUCGUAUCGUUGCAUCGGCAAGCGGCGCCCCGGUCCACUUUACGAGCGUCCCAGCAUGACAUUCGAGGAAUUGCUAGAAAGCAUAGCUGAGGUCAACAUGGUGCAUGAGAACGCGCUCACGCAACCGCAAAGCGGCAGUGGCAUUGUAGGAAAAUCUAAGCUAACACUGAAAAAUUUGCUCAACGCCAGGCGUGAGUGGGGCGUUGAAACGGCGGAGCCAGUUUUGCAAGAACGUUUCGCAGCGGUUCAAACGCGUAGCGGCGAUGCUGCCACUUCAAAUGGGCCAGACUUUAUAUUCUUUGUUUUGCAACCGCAAGAUGCGCCGCGAAACCCGAAGCCGAAGCAGUUGGAACAGCAAACAGAAACGGGCCAAGACGCACCAAAAGUGUCUCCAACAACUAAGGCUGCGCCAAAAGAAUCUGUAUCAACUGAGGCUACGCCAAAUGUGAAAGCAGUAGAUGAGAAAGCUGCUACAGCUGAUGGUGAGCCGAUAAAAACAGCAACGAGUCAGUGCAAAGCAAUUGGCGAGAAGUGUUAUCGCCACGAAGAGUGCUGCACCCAACGCUGUCAUGGCUUCUUACACCAGUGCGUUACAUAGGGCCCCCUUGAAGCGCGGCCAAUUAUCAUAUGCACAUUUUUAUUUAUUUUAAGAAACGGUUACCCUUUUAUGGCGUCGUAAAAGUUUUUAGUAUGAAUAUGCAAAAUAUCAAUUAACUAUUAUUACUGUUGAACAACUGAGUGACAGCAGCACAAUUUACAAAUUUUGGGUUUUUCUCAUUUGCACUCUCGCCACUCUCGUAAAUAUUACUUGGCAGAGACACGACGAUCCAAUUAAACAAUUAUUUUUAUACUCUCGCAACAUGUAACGGUUGUAAUAUUUAGAAUAAAUUGAGAUACAUACA